Molecule: messenger RNA, 1083 nt
Organism: Anopheles arabiensis
Lineage: Eukaryota; Metazoa; Arthropoda; Insecta; Diptera; Culicidae
Product: probable glutathione peroxidase 2
Exons: 4
Coding region: 130-783 (217 amino acids)
Biological process (GO): response to oxidative stress
Molecular function (GO): glutathione peroxidase activity
Source: RefSeq, a predicted model, not a curated record
GUUUUCUAUUUCAUUCCGUGCGCUAUCGACUGCGUUUCGCUAAGGUAGUUUCGAGCAAGAACUAGCAGAACGAGAAGAGACCAACAUCACCCUCUAAUUGGAUUCGCUUGUACGAAAAGCGGCUGAAGCAUGUUUCUGUUGGGACGCCGCCUGCUAACUGGACCGCGCGGUGCUGCCGUCGGCGCUACCGUCGGGCUGCUCGGCACGGCAAUGGUUGCCAUCAACUUGCUCUCCUCACCGGCCGGCGUUGCUGCCUGCUCGGCGGCGCAGCCACCGGUUGCCGGUGCGGACGGGAAGGUGGCCUCCUCCGUGUACGACUUUACCGCGAACGACAUCGACGGGAAGCCGGUGCAGCUCGGCCAGUACCGGGGCAAGGUGCUGAUCAUCGUAAACGUGGCGUCCAACUGUGGCUACACCGACGGGCACUACAAGGAGUUCAACCAGCUGUACAAGGAGUACGAGGCGAAGGGAUUGCGCAUUUUGGCGUUCCCGUGCAACCAGUUCGGCGGUCAGGAGCCGGGCACGAACGCCGAGAUCAAGCAGUUCGCGGUCGGCCGGGGCGCCAAGUACGACCUGUUCGCGAAGGUGGACGUGAACGGGGACGAGGCGCACCCGCUGUGGCAGUAUCUGAAGCAGCGCCAGGGCGGCACGCUGGUCGAUGCGAUCAAGUGGAACUUCACCAAGUUCCUGGUCGACCGGAACGGGCAGCCGGUGGGACGCUACGGACCCACCACCAGCCCGCUCGAGAUGCGCAACGAGCUGGAGAAGUACCUCAACCAGUAAAGCCGCGUGUAGCCCCGUGUCCAGUCCAGCACAGGGACAUGUUUCCCGGCUAGGCUGCAUUAGGCAUCGUUUGUAGCGCCAAUUGCAUACGGUCAGGCGACUGCUGUGCAACGUGUGCUAGCAAUGCGACGAUUAGUUUGAAGUUCGAGACUAUCCCGGGCUGUCGAAAGGGCACGGAGACUCGCUACACCGGAGCAAUUUAGAGAAGCAAUGACACCUCGGUACGCGUACCUUGCUUGUACUGCUUGUUUUUUUUUUUAUUUACUCGAAUAAAUGUUCCAAUGCAUUUCGCUAACAGUA